Messenger RNA from Tarenaya hassleriana, 1036 nucleotides. RefSeq lists its product as uncharacterized. NCBI's taxonomy places the organism in Eukaryota, Viridiplantae, Streptophyta, Magnoliopsida, Brassicales, Cleomaceae. The record is from RefSeq and is a predicted model, not a curated record. The coding region runs from base 27 to 743 and encodes 238 amino acids. The transcript is spliced from 5 exons.
UUUCUUUCUUUGAUUUUUUUGUUCAAAUGGAUUGUUUUGUUUCGGAAAAAUGUAAUUUUUUUGGUAAUUUUCUAGAGGAACAUAAAGGUAGCUCAUCACGAAAUCCGGUUUACGUAAACCGAGAAGAACUUUGGGAAACCUUAGCCAUGGCGAUCACCACCACAGCCACUCUUCUUUUCUGCUCCGCAGAACCCAUUCGCCUGCGAAUUCCGUUCCGGGCCUGUUCAUCGUACCAGUCUUCUUCAGCAGCCAUUUCCCCGAGCCGACCCGUACAUCGAAUCCUGAGUCAGAGCAUAAUCCAUGACCCGAUUGCGCUGUCGGGUCUUCUCGGUACCGGACUGGUCGCCGCCGUGUUCCUCGCCGCGGAGCCAGCUUCUGCUGCGGCGGCGACGGAUUUUCCGGUGGUGGGUUCACUUCAGCUAAGCGAACCGGCAAAUGCUUUGUCUCUCCCCACCUGGGCCGUACAUGUUUCCAGUGUUGUCGAAUGGGCUACUGCUAUGGUUUUGGUGUGGAGAUAUGGGGAAAGAAAGGGCUACGAGGCGUGGAAAGGUCUCUCAUGGGGGAUGGUACCUCUUCUUGGUGGCGCUCUUUGUGCUUGCACUUGGCAUUUCUUUUACAAUGCUGAAUCUCUUGAGGUGCUGGUGGCGCUUCAGGCAGCACUAACUGUGAUAGGUAACAUGACAAUGUGCAUUGCUGCCUUUCGCAUCAACAAAUCAACCACUGAAGUCACCGAGAAACCAUGAGACUCGUAUGCCUUUGCUCGGGAACGGAAAUUUGGUUCUUUACUUAGUAUGAAUGGGGGAUUCGGAUUGCAGCUUUGAGUUUCUCAGUUGGCAAGAGAAGCAACUGGACUUUAAUGAGAAAAGCGGUUUGUCUCUGUAUAACUACUGAGAAGAUCUGGUGUUAGUAUUUUCUAUAGAAUUGCUCAAAAAUGUGUUUCUUUCCCGUAGCUCUCGAGCGUGAGCAACGUAUGUAUAACCAUAGUGUAUUUUCUUGUGUAACUAUAGUGUAUAACCAUAGUGUAUUUUCUUGAGAA